Schizosaccharomyces cryophilus OY26 is the source of this 2450-nucleotide messenger RNA. RefSeq names its product L-saccharopine oxidase. The transcript has a single exon. Lineage: Eukaryota; Fungi; Ascomycota; Schizosaccharomycetes; Schizosaccharomycetales; Schizosaccharomycetaceae. The record is from RefSeq and is a predicted model, not a curated record. The coding region runs from base 1139 to 2431 and encodes 430 amino acids. Gene Ontology annotation, molecular function: flavin adenine dinucleotide binding; sarcosine oxidase activity; saccharopine oxidase activity.
CCAAAGUUCAAACCUGAGGCUAAUAAGAAGCUAAGUAAUUUGUAAUCGUAAGAUUACGAGUAACAAGAGCCAAGAAUGUCUUCCGAAAUGAGUACAAUGAAUCAUAUUUCUUAUAAUCAACAGGUCAAAGUUGUAAGCAAAACAGGAAGAUGGUGUAAUGAACGGAAUCGAACUAAAAAGAAAGAUACAAACUAGGUGACAUUUAUGAAUAGCAAGAAUUCGAAGGAAAAGCUUUUUAUUUUAUUAUUUUUUUUUUUUCUUACACAUCUAUUGAUGGAAUAUAGGCUGAAAAUUUAAGCGAAACGGACUUCUUGCGUCACUCAAUUAAAGCUGAAAAUAAGCGAAAUCCCCGGAUAUCUUCUGGGAGUUUUUUUUUUUUUUUAUGCAUUCCGAAGGGAGACAUUAGGUGAAACAGGAUCGACUUACAUAGCUAUAAAAAGUUACAAACGCUGGUUGAUUCGGGCGGGUAAUCUUUCCUCAUUUAAUAAGCAAGUGUAACUCGCUCACCCAAACGUCACUAAAAAUAACUAGUUAAAGCUGUCUCAUUUCACAUUACGUAGCCCCUACUUACCAAAGAAGGUAAGGAUAAAGGCACGACUAGCGCAAUCUGGGAUGCUCAGGUAAAGAUCGGAAGAGUAGCUAAUAGAAAAUAGUAAACAAACAGAAAGACAGAAUAAAAUUAAAAAUAGGUUAAUUGUUUUCUUUUAUAAUAACACCUUAAGGGAAACUUCCCAGUUGUCGACGAUGGAUGUAUUUACCAAAAAUUUAGGGAUCUCAAGCACUAGAAAUUAUCUUUCAACUACUUAUCUUUUUCUACUCUUUUAUUCUUAUUUCGUCUCUUUUUAUCUGAUCCUUUUUUUUGUGCUUUGUUUUCAAAGAUUGCAUCUUGAAACCGUGAUUUAGCUUAACUCUUCGCAUAUUAAUAAAGUUGAGCAUACCCCCUGUUAUCAUUAAUAUCCUUCUUCGUCUAUGAAACACUUUCUCCAUUAUCCUCCUUGAACACACGUGUACAAUGCUAGGUGGAGGGAAAUAAAGUUGCCUGGCGUAUUGGUGGAUAUCUCUAUCAGAUUGCCAGUUAGUUUUCUAGUCCGGUCGUUAGUCCUCGUCUUAUCUCAAAACACAACACUUUUUUGCAUUUAUGACAAAAACUUUUUUGAUCGUUGGUUGUGGCGUUUUCGGCCUUUCUGCUGCUGUCGAAUUAGCAAAACAACAUGUCUUUGAUAGAAUCAUCGCCAUUGAUGCAGAAGCUGUACCAUCUAGCAUGUCAGCUGCAAAUGACUUAAACAAAAUCGUACGUCCAGAGUACGCAGAUAUAAAGUACAUGAAGUUGGCAUUAGAAGCAAUGGAUCUAUGGAGAACGAAUGAUCCGGUUUCUUCCUCUUACCAUGAAUGCGGCCGGUUAAGUAUCACUUCAAGUGACCCUAAUAGAUCUCAGUUUGAUGCUGUUUCUCAAGCGAAUUUGAGAAAACUACUAGGUGAUUCUGCAUUAAUUAAUCUCAACACUCCGGACGAAAUCCGUCAAAGAUUUCCAAUUCUAUUAUCAAAUGCUCCUUUAAAAGUUAAUGCCUCAGCAGUCUUAAAUGAACAUGCUGGUUAUGCUAAUGCGUCCGAAGCAUUAAAAACGAUGGAGUCCGAAGCUAAAAAAUAUGGAGUUGAGUUUCGAUAUGGAAAACGUGGCUCUUUUAAGCGAUUUGUUUUUCCAAAUACUUCCUCUGGUCCCAAUACCUUGGCCGCUGUCGAGACUGAUGAUGGCUCAAUCAUACAAGCGGAUACCAUUUUACUGGCCAUUGGUGCUUAUAUGAAUGCGUAUGUUCAUACAGAUCGCCGUGUUAUAGCCAAAGGACUACCAGUUGCUCACCUCCAAUUAACGGAAGAGGAAUACAAACAAUAUACGAAAAUGCCAAUUAUAUUUGAUCCUGAUGUCGCAUACGUUUUUCCACCGGAUCACAAGUCCAAGUUAUUAAAAUUCUCCAGUACCGGCUAUGAAUAUGUCUACAAUACACAUACUCAUUACGAUCAAUCCAUCAUUACCUCCAUACCAAACCCUCCAUCUUUAUAUACUGAAAUCCCAGAUUACGCUAAGAAAAACAUUCGUCAAUUUCUGCAAAUGUAUCUUCCUAAUUUGGCGGACCGUCCUUUGCAAAAGUGCAAAAUGUGCUGGAUUUCCGAUACUUCCGAUUCAGAAUUCUUAAUAGACAAGUUGCCUGGAACAGAGAAUGUCCUGAUUGCUAAUGGGGAUAGUGGUCAUGCUUUUAAGUUUUUACCAAACAUAGGUAAGUACAUUACGCAAAAAGUAUGUGGUACAUUAUCACCAGAAUGGCAAAAAGCAUGGAAAUGGAAAGAUUUGAAAAACCAAAGCAAGGAGGUCAAAUGGAGAGGUACUCGAUCUUUAGUUGAUUUAAAGAAUACUAGUUUUACGACAGACAAUUGAUUUUUAUUUUGUAAAGUAG